ACAUAAUAUGAUCAGAAUAAUCGCCGCCGGAUGUGUAAGGUUAUAAAAUUUUAAACAGUGCUUGUAAUUUUGUACAGUUCUUCAUAUCGCCACCUCUUUGUAUUUUGUGUUGAUCAGGAGUGUUAUCACGUUAUAAGAAUUAAGUAUUGUUCCUUACUAGAACCAUGUUCAUAUUCAUACUUCUGUUUGUACUUGUGUUAGGUGGCUUAGGAUUGGUGAUACACUUUUCUUUAGAUAAGAAAGUAGUCUACAAAGAUUUGAAGGGUAAACAUGUAGUUAUAACCGGUGGUUCAAGUGGUAUAGGAAAAGCAGCGGCGGUGGAGGCGGCAAGACUUGGGGCUCAUGUCACUGUUAUUGGGCGUGACGUCGGGAAACUUACUGCCGCUGUGGCCGAAAUAACUGCAAACUGUAGAGAUCAACAGAACCAGAAAGUUCAACAUGUUGCCUUAGAUGUUACCUCUGAUUACAAAGCCAUAGAACAAAGUUUUAUAUCUAUAGAAGAGAAACUAGGCCCUAUAUUCAUGUUAAUCAAUUGUGCUGGAAUGUGUAUUUGUGGCCAAUUUGAAAAGACGGAUCCCGAUGUAAUUAAACAGAUGGUUGACCUUAAUUAUUUUGGUACUGCGUACCCAACACGCUGUGUGCUACAAGGGAUGAAGAAAAGGAAUGAGGGACUGAUUGUAUUUGUGAGUUCUGAAGCUGCAUUGAUUGGUAUUUACGGCUACAGUGCCUAUAGUGCUGGGAAGUGGGCUGUACGUGGUCUAGCAGAGUCUGUGAUGAUGGAGCUUGUGGGCACUAAUGUAAGGUUGACCUUGGCCUUCCCACCCGACACUGAUACUCCUGGCUUCAAGAAUGAGGAUCUAACUAAACCAGAGGAGACUAAACUGAUAUCAGGAACAGCGGGCUUACAUUCACCUGAUGAUGUUGGCAAGCAAAUGAUUCAUGAUGCUCUUACUGGCAAGACCUACUCCGUGUAUAGUGCCACUGGUACAUUAUUAACACUUUUGUUUGGUGGUUCUCUGGAGAGUGGUACGCAAGUAGUUUUACAAGUAUUAUCUCUGAGUGUUAUAAGAAUUAUUAUGGUUGGAGUCUUAUUGUCUUUUUAUAAUAUUGUGAGGGAUGGACUAAAGAAAAAGAAUGAGAUUAAAACCAAGUAAUGUUUAUUUUUUUAAGUAUUGGAAACAUUCGAAAUAUUGGGAUUUAGAUUUUAUAUUAGAUUUACUUACAUGAAGAUCAAAACUGAACAAUACAAUUGUUGUGGAUACUAGGUACAUACUUAUUGGUUAUAUUUUUUAGAAAUGUAAGUAAUAAAACAUUAAUUAUUAUUAUUUUUUAUUUAAAUGAGAUAAUUACACCAAAGUUUUAAGUGUUCUCUAUAAUGUAUGCAACAUAAGUUUAUGAAUAAUGUAUUUUUGUUAUUACAGCCUAUUUCUUUUUUUGUUUUGUACUUAUUAAUGGCAAAUAUUAUAUUUUAAUUUUUAAGUCUAUUUAAUGUAAUUAUAGGCAUAAAUUGUAUUUAAGUAAUAUAUUGUUUAUUUCUUGAACAUUCCUCACAUAAGUAUUUAUUUACUUUUUAUAACAUUACAAAGUAUUUUGUCAUUUUUACAGUCUUUAUUUUAUUAUAAGAAAUAAACAAAAACAUACUUGUAAAAUUAUUUUUAUAAUAAAUGCUUAGCCAUAA
Messenger RNA from Spodoptera frugiperda (fall armyworm), 1678 nucleotides. RefSeq names its product 3-ketodihydrosphingosine reductase (gene Kdsr). The record is from RefSeq and is a predicted model, not a curated record. The coding region runs from base 165 to 1154 and encodes 329 amino acids. NCBI's taxonomy places the organism in Eukaryota, Metazoa, Arthropoda, Insecta, Lepidoptera, Noctuidae. Gene Ontology annotation, biological process: sphingolipid biosynthetic process. The transcript is spliced from 3 exons. Gene Ontology annotation, cellular component: endoplasmic reticulum membrane. Gene Ontology annotation, molecular function: 3-dehydrosphinganine reductase activity.